UGGAAAUAUUUUGGAUAACGUAAUCUGUGUGACAUUGACAUCUACUGCAUCAUAUUUGCACAUCUACAUGGUUAUUUCAUACUUUGAGUGGUUAAAAACGGCGCAAAAACAAGCCGCGCGAGGAUUCCCUAAAUAUUAUACCCCCCAAAAAUUAGACCUCAGAUCCAGCCAGUAACCGUUUUCCGUCGACAAUGUUCGGCAAGUUCCGGGCGCGUGACGUCACGACUUCCCAGUUUAACCAAGAUGGCGGACUCCGGUUCCACAUCCACAGUGCUGGGAAAGAGAAAGCGAAAGACUGGGGCCGGACGACCCCGCAAGUAUUCGACACCGGCAAAGAAACUGAAAAUUCAAGAGAUGAAAAGGACCCGUGUGUACUUGGGCGAUGCAUAUAACGACUGGAAGGAUCUAAGAGAGCGGCUCGGACUGAAAAGUGAUCGCGAGCUCGCGUGCGAACUGAUGAAAAGCUUCAAGGAGAAGAUGUCUGUCCCAAGGACAUCAAGCCCUAAGUGCACAUUCCAGUCUCUAAGCCUCUUCGGUGAUGAGUCAAGUGUUGGGACACAGUCAGAUGAUGACGGUUCUUCUGGUUCUAUUGUGACAGAAAACGUGUGUGUGCCACCACAAUGUGAAGACCUGGAGGAUGCUGUGAGCAGCAUACACCAUCCCACAACCAGGAACCCUGAGAGUGAGAAUGAGCCUGGGAACGAGCCUGAGAAUGAGAGAGAAAUCAAUGCCUUGGAAAACAUUGGGAUUUCUGUGGAGCUCGACAACGAUGAUGAAGUCUCUGACUCUGACUCAGUGGGGUACUUUGAUGAUGUGUCAGGUGACCCUGACUAUGAGCCUCCUGCAAUGCUCAAGGCAACAUACAAACUGUUGGGCAAGGACAUCGAGUCCUUGGACAUCAUAACGGCGGAGGAAGAGGUAUUCUGUCACGACAUGGCUCCAGGAGAGGAGGAUGAGUCUCUUUUAGGAGAAGAGAGCUUGGACACCGAGGAGGAAGGGUCCAUUGAGGAGCCAGCAUCACCUGCCACCAGACGGUUUCCACGACAGUUGAAAAUUCUCAAACCAGAAGACAUUGUGGAUCAGCAGUGCUCCAUAAUGUACAAGUGCAGCCUCGAACAGCUUCUCGGGUUUCUCGAGAUUCCUGCUGACAUGAGAAAGUGCAGGGUACCUAGCUGUUCCAGUAGUGGACUGGCUGAUCCAUCCAUGGAGACCGUAGCGAGUGGUGUGGUUGUCAAAUGGCUCUGCAAAGGUGGCCAUCUUAUCUGGCGGUGGUUCAGUCAACCACGACUGAAGUACGGCAUCCAGGGAGGGGACUUUAUGCAGGCAUCUAGCCUCCUGUUGUCCGGCAACAACUAUGCCAAAUAUUCUCUCAUGUGCAAAUUCAUGAGUCUGGGUUGUGUGAAUGCAUCCACAUUUUACAAAAUCCAGAGUCAGUAUUGUGUAGGCACAAUUGAUGAGUUUUGGUCCAGACAACAGAGGGGGGUCAUCAGGCAUCUCAGGACCAAGGAAGAGGUUGUACUCCUUGGCGACGGACGUAUGGACUCCCCUGGGUACUGUGCGCAAUACUGCACCUACACGGUGAUGGACAAUGAAUCCAAGUCAAUAGUCACGGUAGAGGUGGUGGACAAGAGAGAGACAGACAGGAAGUCCACUGUGAUGGAGAAGGCGGGGUUCCAAAGAGCCAUGGAUGACCUGCUCAACAGGCGUGUUCCUGUCAAAGAAGUGUGCACGGAUGCGCAUGUACAGAUAGGUUCACUGAUGAGGCCUGACAAAGGGGUAUAUGGCAAAAAAGGCAUUCAUCAUUCCUUGGAUGUCUGGCAUGGGGCCAAAAACCUUGCAAAAAAACUAGUGAAAGCUGGAGAUGAGAAGGGUUGCACGGACCUGAAGCCGUGGUCCAAAGACAUUGUCAACCACUUCUGGCACGCGUGCAAGAAAGCCAAUACUUACGAAGAAUUCAUGGGGAUGUGGAAGGGGGUACUCCACCAUGUGGUAGACGAGCACACAUGGGGCUCCGGGUCUUGUCACCACGACCCGAUUGACCCCACUGUAGCAAGAACGAAGAAAUGGCUGGUCCCGGGCUCAGCAGCACACAAGAGGCUGAAAAGCAUCAUCUAUAACAAGAGGUGGCUAAAAACAGUCACCAAGUACCUACGCUUCAGAACAACAUCGGAUCUGGAAUCUUUCCAGAAUCACAUUCUGAUGUACGCAUCAAAGCGCCACUCCUUCACCCCCCCGGUGUACAAGGCCAGAUGCCAGCUUGCUGCACUGGACUACAACGCACAUAAGGACAGGCCAGUGUGGAAGACAAAGGAUGGGCAUAUCAAGUACAGACGCCGGUUUCAGAAGAAAUCAGACAGGUGGUCAAUCUAUGUGUCAAAGCAGCCAAAGCACUACGCCUAUAUCAGGGACCUGCAGUCUGCAAUUGUGCUGAAGAGGAUCAAUUCCCACCGCGGAAUGAGGCGAACCCAGCCCUUGUCAGAGACCGAUCCCAGGCGCUUGGGCAACCUGGCAUCCAUACCAGCACCUCCAACGCAUGUGCUUGUGGAGCAGCACAAGUCGAGGAUGACUGAUUCCACACAGGGUGCAGAGUGAGGUGUGGUGAUGAAGGUAGUUGCGUACAGUCAUUAGGUUUCUGUAUAUUCAAACUUUUUUAUUUCUCCAUUGCAUUCCUUUGAGACCGAGGAAAAAAAAUUCUUUAUCAGUGAAAUUGCAUCCUCCUAUGCAGGGACAUCCAACAGCCAAACUGCCUGGA
Molecule: messenger RNA, 2752 nt
Organism: Branchiostoma floridae (Florida lancelet)
Lineage: Eukaryota; Metazoa; Chordata; Leptocardii; Amphioxiformes; Branchiostomatidae
Exons: 13
Coding region: 244-2592 (782 amino acids)
Source: RefSeq, a predicted model, not a curated record